This is a messenger RNA of Anguilla anguilla (European eel), 3028 nucleotides long. Its product is annotated as zinc finger protein 250-like. NCBI's taxonomy places the organism in Eukaryota, Metazoa, Chordata, Actinopteri, Anguilliformes, Anguillidae. Gene Ontology annotation, biological process: regulation of transcription by RNA polymerase II. The transcript has 2 exons. The coding region runs from base 514 to 1716 and encodes 400 amino acids. The record is from RefSeq and is a predicted model, not a curated record. Gene Ontology annotation, molecular function: RNA polymerase II cis-regulatory region sequence-specific DNA binding; DNA-binding transcription factor activity.
AGCUAAAUGUGUCAUUGAGACUGAUUGGGAGACAUGAAACAGAGCUAUGUGAUGAGCGUUUGGUAGAGAAAACGGUCCCACGUGCUGAUGUUUUGUGAAUUGCAUGAUGUAAACAGGGAGACUGUUUGAGAGGUCAGGAAAACUGGGUGUGGAUGGGGUAUAUGUUGAAUGUUGUGAUAGGAACGGGGAAGUAAGUGUGGGUAACGCUCUUUUUAGUUUUCUUAGAGUAACCGGUUUAGGCCAUAGACUUGUAGAAGGUUCAGGGAAAUUAGUUUAAUGUUGGUAGACUUUGACCGUCCUCGUACUCCAACACAGUAGGUGGCGAUGUAUGCACUUCAAAGUUUACGCAUUCCACCAACCAAACCCAAAGAAUAAAAAGAACAAUUCACCGCAGAAGAAGAGUAUUCCUGUGGCAUCACGUGAGGAGGUUAUCAAAAGUACCAAACAGGGGCGUCAGAGGAGAGACGUGGCUUUGUUUUGCUCGGGUACCGUUACCUGGAGGUUGGUGUAGAAAUGACUAAAUUAGGGCUUUUGAACGCCUAUCUUACCGAACGGUUAAUGGUGGCUGUGCGAGAGAUUUUGGAGGUGGUGGAGGGCACUGUGUCGGAGUACCAGGAAGAAGCGGCUCGAACGCACCGAGAAAACGAGAAGCUGAGACGGAGGCUGCAAGAAGUCGGUUUAGACACGGUCGCAGAUUGGUCGGGAACAGGACAUCCUCUCUCUCUCUCCAUCCCUCCCUCCCUCUCUCCAGGAGCGGCGCUCCCUCUCUCCCUCUCGGCGGCCGAGGGGAGGUCCCCCGCGGAGGAGCAGCACGGCGAGCAGGAGUGGAGCUCCGGCCUGAGGGAGGAGUUCGCCCUGAGCGAGGAGGAGGAGCAGCCGCCGCCGCACGCGGGGUCAUGUGACCCGGGACUCGCCGCGCCGGACUACGCCGCCGCCGCCGCCGCCGGCCCGCUCCCGUCCGCGCCCCGCGUGAAGAGCGACGAGGACGCCGGGCCCGGCGGGCCCCCGGACCUCUUCAGGGUCCACAUCGUGGGCCCGGCGGGGGCCUACUCCCCCCCCGGCCUUGCGCCGGACUCCAUCAAAACGGAGCCCAGCGAGGUCUACUGCGCCUCGGCCCAGCUCCCCGCCCCCCUGCGCACCCCCCCGGAGGCGGGGAACCCCGCGGGCUCCGACGAGGCCGACGCUCCGGUCGGCGAGGCGGGGGCCGAUCCCCACCCGCUUCCGCCGCCGUCCCGAAACAGGCAGCCCGGGGGGGGUCGGUCGGGCCGGGCCUGCCGGAAGACGUCCCACAGCUGCCCCCACUGCAGCAAGACCUUCCGGCACGUGUCCCGCCUCAAGAUCCACCUGCGCAUCCACACGGGCGAGAAGCCCUUCGGCUGCCCCCUGUGCGGCAAGUGCUUCAACAACGACGGCACGCUGAAGAACCACCAGCGCGUCCACACGCAGGUGCGGCUCUACAGCUGCGCCGAGUGCGGCAUGAGCUUCAAGGACGCCUACACCUGCAAGAAGCACCAGCGCGUGCACACGGGCGAGAAGCCCUACCGCUGCGCCCACUGCGGCAAGCACUUCAACGAGGCGGGCAACCUGCAGACACACGUCCGCACGCACACGGGCGAGAGGCCCUACUGCUGCACCCUCUGCGGGAAGCGCUUCCUGGAGUCGGGGAAGCUGAAGAAGCACUUCCGCAUUCACACCAGGGCCGGCGCGCAGAGCUGAGAUCGGUCGCGCUCGGUCGCGCUUUUCAAUGCGGGCGCGUGAAUAUUCGCGGGACUGGGGUGAUUGAUUUUAAUGAGUGCGUGGAGCGUGGGUACAGCGCCACGGCGCGCUGAUAAUGUUACGCUAAUGGCGAUUGGUCAGAGACGGCUGCUAGUCCUGUCUUUGAGGUUACGGUCACAUUUGCACCCGAGUCACGUGUUGCUUGCGAUGGUGAUGGCGAGGCUGUAAUGGUGAUUUUAGCUGAUUGGGAGCCCUGUAGAAACGUGUCGUUGAACUGAAGGCUCGGUGCUUUCCUGUUUAAUGACCACCUCAGCCGGGUGCGAGACCUUCUCAACUUUUCUGUCUUUUCUAGCUCUUCAACGCAGGUGUGUAUUCUUUUAAUAAUCACACAGCUCCACCCAAAUCCGCUGACCGUAUUUUAUAAGCCUUUUUGAGGUUUAAAAUUGAGUUUGAUACUAAAUCUGUUCUGUCCUGAAUCGGAUACUGAGGUGUUAGCAGGUACAAGUGGGUGCCCUGGUGAGAAGCACUUGUGACAAUUGUGAUUGUGUCUGCUGACAUUCAAACUGACGCGCUGGACUCAGAAUAGCGUGCAUGCGCACAGAUGGCGCCGGGUCAACGAGAACACUGAUUGAACUUUGCGGGUCAAAAAACUGAUUGAGGAUGAUCCAGUAUGAGGACACUGGCCCUUUAAGAGUGAGUCAGUUGUGAGCGUGCGGUACACUAAAGUAAAAGGUCGAGCCCCUGGUUUGAUUCAGUGCAGACAGGGAUGGCCGAAUUCGGUCUGCCCUGUUCCUCGCCCUGCCUGGUGACCCCCCCCGGUCCCUUGGUCCACAUGGUUGGAGAGUUUUAAUGCAUAGACUGACACUAUGGAUUCUGGAGACGUUUCGGCUACGUGCUUCGCCACUGCUUGGGCACGGAAAGGCGGAGAAUGUUCCAGAAGCUCGGUAUGGCUACUACGUUUUGAUUCCUGAGUCGCUCCCCUCCGGUACCGUUUCGCCGGUAAGCAGCGCGUUCUUCUCUGACACCAGGGCUCUCCAAUCUCUCCACUGGCCACGCCCCCUUUAAGUGUGCAUGUUGGGGAGGAGAGGACUCCAUUGGUGAUGGACAUGGGCACAACAGUGUCACUGCUGAACUUAAAAACAUGCACUAAAUUUGGUGUUUCCCCUCAGGUUGAGAAUUUAUUUCCGGUGGUCGACUCCAUGUGUGUGUUUUGGGGGGGGGGGGGGGUUGUACCAAAAAAUGGACUUCUGAGGAUUGUUUGUACUGUUUAUUAAAUUGUACUGCAAGUAAUAACAACAAGUUAUUCAAUUUU